CAUUUCUUUGUCCUGCCCCUCUCCACUCCCUUCCUCAGACAACCUUAUAUUUCCUGCUUACUGCAGGUUCUCUCUCAUUCCACCCAAAGGACACCUGAUUGCUGUGAUACUAAACAUUCUGUAGGUGGAUCUGAAAUAGACUGCUUUUCAAUGGAUCUCUCCAAAAUCAUUGUGAUCUGCUUGGUCUUCUGCUGUGUCUGGGAUACAGAAAGUCGGAAAACAAAUACACUCCUAAAAGUGCCAAAUGGAGCCCGGUGGGGUGAUUGGGGAGAAAUACAAAUCUGUACAUCAGGACAUGCAAAAGGAUUUGCAAUUAAGGUACAAGAACCACAAGGUAUGGGCGAUGAUUCAUCUCUGAAUGCCAUCCGUCUUUAUUGUGAGUCUGGAGAAACAAUUGAGUCAACAGCUGGAGUGAAAGGAGAGUGGUCAAACAGUAUAAAUUGUUCCAAAGGCUUCCUGAACUCCUUUUCUCUAAAUGUGGAAAAAUCACAGGGUCCGCUUGAUGAUAGCGCAGCCAACAACAUUAAGUUCAAAUGUCAAGACGGGGAAGAGCUGAAGGGCAAUUCAUAUGAGUGGGGUACAUUUGGACCCUGGAGCAAGCCUUGUGAAACUGGUGCAAUAUGUGGGAUCCAAACAAGAGUGGAGCCUGCCAACCGUGGAUUCUUUACUGAUGACACUGGACUUAAUGAUGUUCAGUUCUACUGCUGUGAUUAAAGUAGAAGAGUUUUAGCCUGCUGACAACAGGGUGAAAAGAUGUCUAUAUUGCUAGUUCAUUGGUGCCAUUAAUCUUCACUACCAUUAAACAAAGAGAAAAAUG
Molecule: messenger RNA, 817 nt
Organism: Anolis carolinensis (green anole)
Lineage: Eukaryota; Metazoa; Chordata; Lepidosauria; Squamata; Anolidae
Product: vitelline membrane outer layer protein 1-like
Exons: 4
Coding region: 151-714 (187 amino acids)
Source: RefSeq, a predicted model, not a curated record